AACCCCUUAUUUCCUGCGCUGCGCCCUUUUUUCCAUAGUCAAACCUUCCUACCAUUUCUUCUUCUUCUUCCUCCUCUUCCUCUUCUCCGCUUCGAGGAGGCAUCCGCAUCACGGUACGAGAAACGCAUGCGCCACAAGGAGGAGGAUAGGAGGCUCUAGCUGUCCUGUUGUCGCGUCCCUGUGCUGUGCUGAGCGCGCACGCGCGUGCGUGUAAGGAAAGGGAAGGGAAGGAGAGAGGGGAUGGAGGUGGGAGAGGAGGUGGCGCGUGCUCUGGGCGCGGGCUUCGACCUCACGUCUGACUUCCGCCUGCGAUUCGCCAAGAUCCGCCGGCGGCUCGUCGAUCUCUACGAAGCAGGGGCGAGGGAUGUCUCCGUACCGGGAGGGGGCGGCGCGGUUCUGCGCGGGGUGCCGCGCGACGUCGGCAUCGACAAGGGCGACCGCAUACGCUUCCGCUCCGACGUCCUCGAGUUUAACCAGAUGUCAGAAUUACUUAAUCAGAAAUCUUCAGUCCAAGGGAAAGUGCCUUCGGGGUAUUUCAACACACUUUUCGAUUUAACGGGAGCUUGGCUGACAGAUGCCAAAGAUACUAAGCAUCUCGCGUUCGAUGGCUAUUUCAUUUCAUUGUUCAACCUGAACCUAAAAGCUUCUCCAUUGGUUCUUCGCGACGAAGUAAAAAAUGAUGUUCCAUCCAAGUGGGAUCCUGUAGCUUUGUCAUGGUUUAUCAGAACUUAUGGGACACACAUAAUUGUUGAAAUAGCAGUUGGAGGUCAGGAUGUCAUAUGUGUUAAACAAAGUCAUUCCUCAACUAUUUCAUCUGCUGACCUUAAGCUACAUCUGGAAGAUCUUGGCGAUUUUCUAUUCUCUGAUGGGAAAAAUCUCUCCCCUAUACAUCGUAAAACUAAGGAUGGCAAGAGCAAGGUGCCUGAUGUUUUUGUCAGGAUAAUACAGCAGCCUAAUAACUUGCAUCUUUCCAGCUACUCAGAAUCAUCAACCAAGGAUGGCCUGACGAUUACAUGUUCGAAAAGAGGUGGAGAUGUGCGCAUACCCAGUCACUCUAAGUGGCUACAAACAGUUCCGAAGAAUCCUGAUGCUAUAAUGUUCAAAUUUGUUCCUAUCACCUCUCUUCUUACCGGCAUCCCUGGUAGUGGUUACCUCAGCCAUGCCAUCAAUUUAUAUCUUCGCUAUAAACCUGAUCUUCACGAGUUACAACAUUUCUUGGAGUUUCAAGUGCCUCUACAAUGGGCACCUAUCUUCAAUGAGCUUGUCCUUGGACCUCAGAAGAGAAAAGGCUCCUACCCUUCAUUGCAGUUCAGAUUCCUUGGCCCCAAACUUCGGGUUAGCACUUCUCAGGUGUCAACUGCCCAGAAGCCUGUAGUCGGCCUUCGGUUGUAUCUUGAGGGUAGGAAGUGCAAUCGGUUGGCCAUCCAUGUCCAGCACCUCUCUAGUGUCCCAAGCAUGCUUGGAGACUCGACGACAUCUUUGAUAUCGGAGUGGCGUGAGUCACAAGACACUGACCCAGGGUACAUUGAGGCCAUCCAGUGGAAUAGUUACGCAUGCGUUGCUACAUCUGCUGUAAAGUAUAACCCUGAGUGGAGUAGGAGAGUUUCUGGUGGGGUUUUCAUCGUCACUGGUGCCCAACUCUUCACAAAGGGAACCUGGGCAAGGAAGGUUCUCCAUCUUCGGCUCCAUUACACGCACGUCCCAAACUGCACCGUACACAAAUCUGAGUGGACCCGAUCCCCAGCAGCAUCUCAAAAGGGGAGCUUCCUUACUACAAUAAGCACAACCCUCAGCUCUCCUUUCACGCACCGCAAUGUGCAGCCUCCCCAGAAACAUGAGCCGGCACAGCUGAAUUCAGGUGUUUACCCUGACGGCCCGCCCGUCCCACUUCAGUCGAGAAAGCUCCUGAAGUUCGUCGAUAUGUCGGAGGUGGUGAAGGGGCCCCAUGAUGUUCCUGGGCACUGGCUGGUGACUGCUGCCAAACUUGUGAAGGAAGGGGGAAAGAUUGGAUUGCAUGUGAAGUUUGCCUUGCUCAGUUAUGAUGAUACAGAACCAUUGCAUGAAAGCAUCAUGAGCUGAUCCCUGUAAAUACCAGCUCGAGGUUGAUCUUUGUAGAUGUCAGGAUUUUGGAAGCAGCAUUAGGAUAAGAAAUUGUUACCCAUUUUUUGGCCUACAGAAAAUGUAUAUAGGACACAGACAAUAAAGUAACGUGCUCUGUAUUGAACA
Molecule: messenger RNA, 2226 nt
Organism: Lolium rigidum
Lineage: Eukaryota; Viridiplantae; Streptophyta; Magnoliopsida; Poales; Poaceae
Product: MACPF domain-containing protein At1g14780-like
Exons: 7
Coding region: 241-2079 (612 amino acids)
Biological process (GO): regulation of salicylic acid mediated signaling pathway; plant-type hypersensitive response
Cellular component (GO): plasma membrane
Source: RefSeq, a predicted model, not a curated record